AUGUUUGAGCCAACGGUGCAGCAGGGAACCAUUUGUCAAUUUGGAAUCUGUACGGAACAUUUCGUCUUCACAGUUUACCACGUCGUACUACCCGUGGAAAACAUCUGCACGUCUCGGUCGAGCCAUCAGCGUCAACGGGCGGACCCCGGAAAACGACCGGCGCAACGAGGGCGAGGAUACGCCGGGACGGGGGUCCACGGGGCAACUCCCCGGACGCCGGCGAGCCACACGCCCGCGCGCAGGAUCACCGAGCACCAAUCCGCGCAAUCCCAGCUCGCACCGGCUCCACACACCCCGGAUCAAGCGCCUCUCCCUCUUCCACACACGCGCGCGGGCACACUACUCCUGAACUCGCCCCCCCUCACCCCGCGCCUGUCAUGGCCGCCGCAAUCUGAUGCCAAGUCCCCGCCCGUCAUGCUGCCCUUCUGCUCCGCCGCGCCCACCCCAUGCUCCCCCCUCUGCCCGGUGACGGCGGCCAACGUCGGCGCGCGGGCGCUGCGGAGGGUGGAGGCGAGCGCGCUCAAGCCAUACUCCUACUACGCCGACCCGCUCGUCGCGGAGGCGCCCGGCCGCGCGCUGUUCUCCGACUCCUCCAUCCUCUCCCCCUACGCCACCGCGCCGGACGACAUCGCGCGGGAGUUCUCCGCAGCCGCCACCGCCACCGCCGAGCUGCCUAGCUCCGACGCCCCGUGGUUCGACCCGCCGCUGACGGCCGUCUCCCUCGACCUAGCGGCCGACCGGACCGCCGUGGUCGGCGCGGUCGCCAGCGAUGCCGCGGAGCGAGCCCUGGUGGACGCGGAGAUGCCCACCACGUUCCCGGCCGACGCGUCCGACGUCGAGGACUCCGUGGCCAGGUUCAUCGACAAGCUCAGCAAGCAGAUUUUCCAGGCCGAGGACGCGCUCACCGAAGGGUACGACAAGCUGAGGCUAUCGGCUUACGACGCGCUCGGGACCUGGAGGAAGGCGGUGAAGGGCGUCACUGGCGGUGUCACGGCGUCCGUGGAUGCUACCAAGAAGCAGGCCGCUGGUGGGGUGACGGACGUUUCUGGUGCAUUUCAGGACAAGCUGGCCGGAGCUGGUUCCGUGGCGGUUGACGUUCUUAGGAAGGUAAUUGUUGCAGCCGAGGAUUCACUGGGCGGUGCCACCACAUCCCUUGUUUAUUACUACGGGUCAGCCAAGUCUUCGUUGCCACCAAAUGUCAAAGAUUUGCUGAACUCAUCUGAGGAGAAAGCUAGCUUAGUGUUGAGACCAAUUGGAAGUGCCCUUCAACAGGUAUAUGUAAUCAUCGAAGGCAUUGAAAAGAAUGUUGGUUUGGAUCCAAGUGAUCCCAUUGUUCAAUUGGCAGUUUUGCUUGGAGGUUCAACGACAAUAGGGAUAUCUUACUGGCUCUUUACAUAUGGAGGCUAUUCUGGAGACUUGUCACCUGAAAUGACAUUGGACCUGUUGAGAAAUGAUGGCAAAGCCGUACUUAUUGAUGUUCGGCCUGAGGACUUGAGAGUAAAAGAUGGAAUUCCUGACCUACGCCGUGCAGCUAGAUCUAAAUAUGCAAGUGUUGCUACACCUGAGAUCCAAGGUCCAACGAAGAGGCUACUUAAAGGUGGAAGCGAUGUUGAUGAUGCUUUGCUUGCAGUUGUUGUCCGCAACUUGAAGUUGGUUAAGGGUGAUUCAAAGGUCAUAAUUAUGGAUGCUAAUGGAACCCGGUCAAAGUCCAUUGCUAGGUUACUGAAGAAGCUUGGCGUGAAGCAACCUUAUCUGAUUAAAGGUGGUUUCCAAUCUUGGGCGAAGAACCUCCGUGUGAAAGAACUGAAGCUUGAGACGGCAUUAACUGUAAUAAAUGAGGACGCUGAGGAAAUCCUCGAAGCCAUAAAACCCACACCAACACUUGUCUUCGGGUCUCUUCUGGGACUCUCAGCGGUGUCUUAUGCAUUGCUAGAAUGGGAGACGACGUUGCAGUAUAUCGGUGUUGUAAGCCUUGGACUGACUGUCUACCUGCGAUUCUCAUCAUACGAGGGCUCUGAGGAUUUUCAGCAAGACCUAAAGCUUUUGCUCUCACCAGUAAAAGUGGGUGCUGAAGCGCUCUCGUGGGCAUCCAAAAAGCUAGAGCCGAACAAGAUUGGCCUUGCGACGUCGCCCUCCACCUCGGCGGUCCAGGACCGAGUUCUCAAGGCGGCGGCGAAGCACGAGUCGAAGCCAUCUGACGCCGAGGGAUCUACCAAGACAGACAGUUUUGCCUCCGAAGCAUGAGAAGCUUCCUGUGCAGCUGAGUGAUUGAACUGGAUCGGUUAGGCACUUCGCCGUCAGCUUGGUGAAUUGUUGUUUCUGAUGUGUAAUUAAUUGGUAAAUCGAACCGUGAGCCGCAGCCUCCGUGAUGACGGCCCGCGCUGUAAAUUUAUAAACAACGUUUAUAAUGGACAGUUUGCUUUAGACGUAUAUAUAAUGGUCACUUUAGCAGGA
Molecule: messenger RNA, 2454 nt
Organism: Brachypodium distachyon (stiff brome)
Lineage: Eukaryota; Viridiplantae; Streptophyta; Magnoliopsida; Poales; Poaceae
Exons: 13
Coding region: 1-2244 (747 amino acids)
Biological process (GO): regulation of stomatal closure; de-etiolation; cellular response to calcium ion
Source: RefSeq, a predicted model, not a curated record